This is a messenger RNA of Rhodotorula toruloides NP11, 2082 nucleotides long. Its product is annotated as Glycoside Hydrolase Family 13 protein. The transcript has 15 exons. Gene Ontology annotation, cellular component: cytoplasm. NCBI's taxonomy places the organism in Eukaryota, Fungi, Basidiomycota, Microbotryomycetes, Sporidiobolales, Sporidiobolaceae. Gene Ontology annotation, biological process: glycogen biosynthetic process. The record is from RefSeq and is a predicted model, not a curated record. Gene Ontology annotation, molecular function: cation binding; hydrolase activity, hydrolyzing O-glycosyl compounds; 1,4-alpha-glucan branching enzyme activity. The coding region runs from base 1 to 2082 and encodes 693 amino acids.
AUGCCGCCCGUCUCCACCAACCCGCCAGACGUGCUCAGGCAGCCAAAGAAGCAGUCAGACUUUGCCGUCAUCCGCGAAGACGAGUACCUUGCACCGUUCGAGCCGGCCAUCAAGGCCAGGACCGCCAAGUUCAACAGCUGGGUCGAGACGCUCAACGCCCACGAAGGCGGCCUCGAGCGCUUCUCCAAGGGCUACGAGUCGUACGGCCUCCAUGCCCUCCCGAACGGCGAUGUCAAGUACCGCGAGUGGGCGCCCAACGCCACGAGCGCCUGCCUCAUCGGCGACUUCAAUGGAUGGGACCGCGCUGCGAACCCGAUGACCAAGAACGACUUUGGCGUGUGGGAUUGUGUCGUCAAGAGCAAGGGCGGCCAGGCUGCCAUCCCGCACAACUCCAAGGUCAAGAUCUCAAUGACCACUCCUUCAGGCGAGCGCAUCGAGCGCCUCCCCGCCUGGGCGACCCGGGUCGUACAAGACCUCACCGUCUCGCCCAUCUACGACGCAGUCUUCUGGAACCCGCCGAAGAACGAGCGGUACACGUUCAAGAACUCGAGGCCGAAACAGGCGCCGCGUGCUCCCAAGGUCUACGAGGCGCAUGUCGGCAUCUCCACCCCGGAACCCAAGAUCGGCUCGUACAAGGAGUUCACGCGCGACGUCCUGCCGCGCAUCAAGGAUCUCGGAUACAACACGAUCCAGCUUAUGGCCAUCAUGGAGCACGCGUACUACGCUUCGUUCGGCUACCAGAUCACGAGCUUCUUCGCCAUCAGCAGUCGCUACGGCACCCCCGAAGAGCUCAAAGAGCUGAUCGACACCGCCCACGGACUCGGCCUUACCGUCCUCCUCGACGUCGUUCACUCGCACGCGUCGAACAACUCCGCCGACGGCUUGAACCACUUCGAUGGAAGUGACCACCAAUACUUCCAUGGUGGAGGAAAGGGAAGGCACGAGCUGUGGGAUUCUCGCCUCUUCAACUACGGCCACCACGAAGUCCUUCGUUUCCUCCUCUCGAACCUGCGCUUCUACAUGGAGGAAUACCAGUUCGACGGCUUCCGCUUCGACGGCGUCACGAGCAUGCUCUAUGUUCACCACGGUAUCGGCACCGGCUUCUCGGGCGGCUACCACGAGUACUUUGGGGACAAGGUCGACGAGGAGGCGGUCGUUUAUCUUAUGCUCGCCAACACGAUGCUCCACGACCUGUACCCGACCUGCCUCACGAUUGCCGAAGACGUCUCCGGCAUGCCCGCCCUCUGCCGCACUGUCGCCGAGGGCGGCAUCGGGUUCGACUACCGCCUCGCGAUGGCCGUGCCGGACAUGUGGAUCAAGUUGCUCAAGGAAGCGCCAUCGGACGAGUCGUGGGACAUGGGCAACAUCGCGUUCACGCUGACGAACCGGAGGUGGAAGGAAAAGAGUAUCGCCUACGCCGAGAGUCACGACCAGGCGCUUGUCGGUGACAAGACGCUUGCGUUCUGGUUGAUGGACAAGGAGAUGUACACCAAUAUGAGUGACUUGACCGAGCGGACGCCCGUCAUUGACCGCGGUCUCGCACUGCACAAGAUGAUCCGUCUCAUUACGCACGCGCUGGGCGGCGAGGGCUACCUCAACUUUGAGGGCAACGAAUUCGGCCACCCCGAGUGGCUCGACUUCCCCCGCGAGGGUAACGGCGACUCGUACCAGUACGCGCGGCGCCAGUUCAACCUCAUCGACGACCACCUCCUCCGGUACAAGUACCUCUACGCGUUCGACCGCGCAUUCAACCGCCUCGAGGACCAGUACCAGUGGUUGAGCUCGCCGCCGGCUUACGUUUCGCUCAAGAACGAGUCUGACAAGGUCAUCGUCUUUGAGCGCGGCAACCUGCUCUGGAUCUUCAACUUCCACCCGACCAACUCGUUCACCGACUACCGCGUCGGCACCGACUGGGCGGGCGAGUACCAGGUCGUCCUCUCGAGCGACGACGCCGAGUUUGGCGGACACAACAGGGUCGACAAGAGCGUCAAGCACUUUACGACGCCGAUGGAGUGGAACGGGCGCAAGAACUGGUUGCAGGUCUACCUCCCGAACCGCACCGUCCAGGUCCUCGCCCACUAG